Messenger RNA from Nilaparvata lugens (brown planthopper), 1751 nucleotides. Its product is annotated as keratin, type I cytoskeletal 10. The record is from RefSeq and is a predicted model, not a curated record. The coding region runs from base 118 to 723 and encodes 201 amino acids. The transcript is spliced from 4 exons. Lineage: Eukaryota; Metazoa; Arthropoda; Insecta; Hemiptera; Delphacidae.
GAACAAGACGUCUAAGAGGAGGAGAGCCUUUCUCCUUUGGAUAAAAGCGGCCUUCAUACAGAGUCGAAUGCAGUGACCGUGCGUCAGUUAGCGAAGUGCAAUACUAAACCAACCACCAUGAGGACAAUUGCUUUGUGCCUAGUUGCUGUGGUGGGAGUGGCCUACGCAGAGCCACCAGUGGGCGGAGGCUACAGCUAUUCAAGGCCAUCAAGUGGUGGCUACAGUGGCGGUGGUGGGGGUUACAGCAGUGGUGGGGGUUACAGCAGUGGUGGGGGUUAUAGCAGCGGAGGAGGUUAUAGCAGCGGAGGGGGUGGGUACGUCCAGGUUGCUCCAGGCCCUUCUUCCAACGAGGGACAAUAUGUUGACAGUGCACUUCUCGAACAGGUCAGACAAAUCAUCCUGAAGGAUGAAGCCUCCUCUUCUUCUUCAAGCGGUGGAUACCCCAGCUCAAGCGGUGGAUAUCCCAGCUCAAGCUACGGUGCACCCAGCUCUAGCUACGGUGUCCCAAGCUCCAGCUAUGGUGUCCCUCAGAGCUACGUCAGCCGAGUUGUAGGCAUCGAUCUCGAAGGAGUCAAGCAAGCACUUCAGGUUGCUCAAUUUGAACAGGCCAGUUCUGGUGGUGGCUAUGCAGGUGGCUACCCAUCCGGAUCUUACGGAGCCCCAUCCGGAUCCUACGGCGCCCCUUCCCGAACACCUUCCGGAUCUUACGGAGUGCCCUUCUAGACACAAACCCCUCUCAUCCGAUUUGUACAUAGAACACACACAAACUUCAUCGAACCAAAAAUGUGGAAAGAUUUUACAUGACGAGUGGAGCAAAAACAAUCAAAUUAGCCCUGUUAAGUUUAAUUCAAAUUAAAAAUAACCCUGGGAUAAGCAAAAAUUUGACACAUUUAAUAGUAGCUGUUUGGUUUUGAAGCAUCUAAAUUUAAAAAUCUACUUUGUGAAAAUAAUUAAAAACUAAAAAUUUUGUGAAGUGAACAACUACAACACUUAACUUAUUUCGGACUGUGUGAAACCUAAAUUGCAUUCAGAUAAGGUUACACAGUUCAAAAUAAACUUGAAAAUUUGAAAUUUUAUGUUAUGUUAUGUCAUGUGACAGCUUACCUAAAUUUGGGAGAGGAAUAGCACAAGGUUACCUUAUUUUUCUCUCCCUAUCAUUUUUGAUGAUAUACUUGUUGUAUGAAUCAAUCAACUCUGUUUAUCUUGAAUAGCUAAUUGAUUUGUUGAUAGAUAUUUCAUUAUAAGAUACCUGAAAUUCAUAAUUUAAUCGGUAAACACUAUGGAAGAUUCAUUUUAUGAAGAAGCCUUCAAAAUUUAUUUAAUGGUGGAUUGAAAUAUAAAUUAUUUCAUCGUUAAUUGUUCAUUCAAAAAUGCUCCACUCGAUAAGUGAUUAUUAUUACUUUAACAGACAACUACUUUGGGACAAAAUUUCACAAUUUCUAUUCAUUGCUGUUAUCUAUUACCUAUCUUUUUCUUUCGAAUCGUAUUGUUAGUUUCAUGUUUCCUAUUUUCCAUUUUCCAAUCUGUCCUGUACGUUGUUUGUUUUUUGUAGGUGAUAUUUCAUUUUCUAAGUCAUAAAGAAAUUUUGUCCCACAGACGUUUUCGAAACCUCUCAUUUGUCAUGUUUAUCGUAACUGUAAUAGUAUAUUGUUUUUACAAAGUUUUGUAAGAAAAUGCAAUCAACAAUGUUGAUAAAAAAUACAAAAAAAUUAAAAAAUUGAAUAAACCGAUACAUGUUGCCACCGUGAACA